GACUACAUCCGCCAUGCCCACGAGCUCGAAGCCAAGGUGGCCACGCUGCACGCGCCAACCAAGAAGAUUGCGGCGCCGUCGACUGGCGUGUCGUUUGGUGCGACGGAAAAGACAUUAUCCUCUGGCUUUUCCUUUGGUGUCGCACCGACGACGUCGAAUGACAAGCCCUCGACGAGCUUCUCGUUCGGCGCGGCUGCUCCGUCUGCCACCACGUCGAGCCCGGCCAAGCCGGCAACGACGACGGGCUUUUCGUUUGGCGCGGCUGCUCCGUCUGCCACGACCACGUCGAGCCCGGCCAAGCCGGCAACGACGACGGGCUUUUCGUUCGGCGCCAGUGCUACGCCCGCAAGCCCAGCCAAGCCCGCGACGUCGUCUGGCUUUUCCUUUGGCUCGACUGCCACGACGUCGAGUCCGGCACCUGCCGCGACGACAAGCCCGGCGAAGCCGACCUCGAGCUUUAGCUUUGGUGCGACGCCGGCCGCCAGCACAUCUGCGUUUGCCACAGCGCCGGCUUCGUUUUCUUUUGGUAGUGCACCUGCGCCGUCGGCGUCGUCCUUUGCGUUCAACUUGCCCAAGGCGGCACCGGCACCGGCGGCCACGGAGGACGAGGACGACGAGAACAUUGGUCGGGAAGAGGCGACGGUCAUCAUCAAGUCGUCCUCGGAAGCCGACGAAACAGUCUUGUAUGAAGUGGACGCGAUUCGCAUCCGUCACUUUAAGACGGACGAGAAGCGCUGGGCCGACAUUGGCCGUCACCCGUUCAAGAUUCUCCAGAACAAGACGACCAAGGCCUCGCGCAUCUUGUCGCGCAACUCGAUUGGCAAGAUCGUGAUCAACGCGGCGCUGUACAAGGGCCUCGAGGUCACCGUGACGUCCAACAAGAAGAGCGUGAUGCUGACCUUGCUCCACGAUGGCGAGCCCACGAGCAUGCUUUUGGGUAUUGCGGCGGAUCGUGUCGAGGAGCUCAAGGCCAAGAUCGAGGGCGCGUGCCCGCAGUAA
This is a messenger RNA of Saprolegnia parasitica CBS 223.65, 999 nucleotides long. RefSeq lists its product as hypothetical. The record is from RefSeq and is a predicted model, not a curated record. NCBI's taxonomy places the organism in Eukaryota, Oomycota, Saprolegniomycetes, Saprolegniales, Saprolegniaceae. Gene Ontology annotation, biological process: intracellular transport. The annotation marks the transcript as partial. The transcript has 3 exons.